This is a messenger RNA of Durio zibethinus, 1360 nucleotides long. Its product is annotated as universal stress protein PHOS34-like. The record is from RefSeq and is a predicted model, not a curated record. Lineage: Eukaryota; Viridiplantae; Streptophyta; Magnoliopsida; Malvales; Malvaceae.
AAGAAAAAAAGAAAGAAAAGGUUGGCGGCAUCAAUAUCGUGCUCAUUGCUAGCGCAAUUUAGCAAGCCGUGUCAACAGCUUUUCAGAGCUCAUCCCAAUUUCUCUGAUUUUCCUUCGUCAAAGGCUAACCCGUUCUUCAGUUUCCCCAAAUCCUGUUUUCUGAUGAAUCAACAGCAACGGCACCAAUUGGAACCGGACCUUCCGGUUCCACCCCUGGCUUCUCUCCGAAUCCAACCGGGUUCACCACGAGUCCCGUUGACAACAUCCACCACUCCAACUGUUGGUGCCCAGCGUCGCAUCGCCAUCGCCGUCGAUUUAAGCGACGAGAGCGCUUACGCUGUCCGAUGGGCUGUUCAGAACUACCUUCGUCCGGGAGACGCCGUCAUACUGCUCCACGUUCGCCCAACCUCCGUCCUUUACGGAGCCGACUGGGGCUCUAUCCAACUCCAAAUCACCCCUAACUCCACAACUAAGCACGAAAAAGCCACCGCCAUCACCGCAGACCACUCUGACGAAGAGUCGCAGCAGAAGCUUGAGAACGAUUUCGACAUUUUCACGACAACAAAAGCGAACACGCUGGCGCAGCCGUUAGUGGAUGCUCAGAUUCCGUUUAAAAUCCAUAUAGUGAAAGACCAUGACAUGAAAGAGAGAUUGUGUUUGGAAGUGGAGAGGUUAGGGCUGAGUGCGGUGAUCAUGGGGAGCAGAGGGUUUGGAGCCGCUAGGAGGACAAGCAAAGGAAGGCUAGGAAGCGUUAGUGAUUAUUGCGUCCACCACUGCAUUUGUCCGGUGGUGGUGGUUCGAUACCCGGAUGAGGAGGAGAGCGGAAUAGGCGGAGCCGAGAAGGUGACGAAAAAGAAGAUUGUUGGAGAAGAUGUGGAGCUGCAGCCGGUACCGGAAGAGGAACUUGAGUAUCAUGAUGCGGAGGAGGAGCACAGAGAUGCUUGAUAUGACUUGGAGCAAUGAUAAGUACCUACAAAGUCAGGGAUGAUGCCCUUGCUCAAAUGUUGCAGCAAAGGAUGAAAAGGUGUCCAAAAUGAAGACUUUGUGGUGGCAAAGAAGCAUGAGAAUCUUGUAUGGUGGUGGACUUUUUAUGCUUUGUAUAUAUGGAUGGUAAUAGGUCUCUUGGCUUUUCUCUUUUCUGUGUACUUUCUCGUGAACUGCAUUGCCCGUUUUGGACAAUUACUGUUCAAUGCCUUUUAUAUGACGUGCAGUACUGAAUUUCUUCGUUGCGUAGUUCUAAGCCUUUUGCAGGCAUGUUACUGAUGUCGUAGGAAUACCAGAUUUUGCUGCACUUUCUUAUUAUUGCAUUUGUUUCUGACCAAUAUAGCUUUGGCGUUUUUAGUAAUUUAGCAUAAUUAUG